AGGCUGCAGGUGAUUGAAUUUAGGCAAAAAGAUUCACCAUUGGCUGCAACUGUGAACUGUCCGCUGUCGUUCAGUAUACUUAUCUAUGCUGUCGUUGACGUGAAAUGUGAAUGGUGAAUAGUGUUUAUUGUUUUGACUGUCACUAAAGAGUAAAGUGAUUACUAAAUCUACAAUAAAUAUUAAAUAUUAGCAUAACGGAAUACAGUUAGUUACUUUCGGUUUCAGUGGAAAAAAAAUUUCCGAAUAUUUGCAUAACUCUUUGAAAAAUGACAACAGCCGCUCGACCAACUUUUGAACCUGCGCGAGGAGGUACGGGACGUGGAGAAAAUGAUUUGAGCGCUUUGUCCGUACAAUACUCUAGCAGAGAUUUGCCAUCGCACACUAAACUUAAAUACAGAGAACCUGGUCAGGGUACUACCGAUGAACUUCAUAAACAAGAUUUUGCGAAACUUUUGGAUGAAAGAGAAAAAGGUGUUGCUCCUAAAUCGAUAGGAAGCGAACCUCCUACGAAAAAGAUUCGACCGGAACAUGUUCCCAUAGCAACUUUAGAUGUAGACGACCCUUUGGAUUUAGAUGCAUCUGACGAUGAAGACAGUGAAGAUGAUGCUGAAGAGCUGAUGUUAGAGUUACAAAAGAUAAAAAAAGAACGAAUGGCCGAAGACUCGAGGAUGGAGGCGGAAAAACGUGAAGCCGAAGAGCAAAUCCGAAUACAGAACAUCCUCCAAGGCAACCCUUUAUUAACCUAUGGUGGUGGCGGUUCAGUUGCUCCUAAGGCAAAUCAAAAAGUCAAAAGGCGUUGGAACGAUGAUGUGGUAUUUAAAAAUUGUGCCCGGUCCGAACCCGAAAAGAGUACUACUUUUAUUAAUGAUUGCAUUCGCUCAGAUUUUCAUAGAAAAUUCAUGGAUAAAUAUAUAAAAUAAAAUUUAAAUCUAAUUAAUAAUGUAAAUUUUUGUAAUUUCAAUUUUUUUUUUUUUUUUUUAAUUACUUUUAGGUA
Molecule: messenger RNA, 994 nt
Organism: Adelges cooleyi (spruce gall adelgid)
Lineage: Eukaryota; Metazoa; Arthropoda; Insecta; Hemiptera; Adelgidae
Gene: c12.1
Product: protein CWC15 homolog
Exons: 5
Coding region: 267-920 (217 amino acids)
Biological process (GO): mRNA cis splicing, via spliceosome
Cellular component (GO): catalytic step 2 spliceosome
Molecular function (GO): RNA binding
Source: RefSeq, a predicted model, not a curated record